Messenger RNA from Helobdella robusta, 1384 nucleotides. RefSeq lists its product as hypothetical. Gene Ontology annotation, cellular component: nucleus. NCBI's taxonomy places the organism in Eukaryota, Metazoa, Annelida, Clitellata, Rhynchobdellida, Glossiphoniidae. Gene Ontology annotation, molecular function: DNA binding. Gene Ontology annotation, biological process: mRNA splicing, via spliceosome. The record is from RefSeq and is a predicted model, not a curated record. The transcript has 11 exons. Bases 97 to 1383 code for a protein of 428 amino acids.
GCUGCUAGGAAAAGAAGGAAAGCUGAAAGAGAUGGAAGGAGGGCCAGACGAAAGAGAGAGCGAGAAAAGAAAGGAAUAAAGGAUCAUAAGGACGGCAUGUCAACUGAUGAUGAGCAGAUUAAUUCAGAAGUGGCAAAAUUUAAUACCGAAAAAGAAAGGUUAACAAAUGACAUAAAGACGGCAUUUGAUGACGUCGUCGAUGAAUUCUGUAACAUACCACAAAUUAUCUCCAAGAUUGAGAGAUGGAAGAAGGAACAAAAUGAUUCAUACGUUCAAGCUUAUAUAGGUUUGUGCCUUCCUCGAUUUCUCACUCCAUUGAUCAAAGUUCAGCUGGCUGUUUGGAAUCCAUUAGAGCAAUAUUGUAGAAACUUUGAGAAGCUACCCUGGUACCAAGAUCUACUCAACUAUGGCACCAUUAAAGAAAAUUCAAUAAACAAAAUUGAAACUGAAAGUAAAAGUUUGGAAAAACCGAUCUCCCAAAAUAGUAACAAUAAUGAUGUUACCGUUAAUGGUGAUGACCUUAGCAGUACUACGACUACAACCACAACGGCUGCUGCUGCUACUACUACCACUACAACGUCAACAGCCAAUGAUAAAAAUAGUGAUAAUAACGUUAAUGAUGUUAAUGGUAGAGGUAAAAUGGUCUAUGAUGAUGCAGGCGAUGAAGAAGACAUGGACAUCAAACUUAUACCAAAUAUAGUAGAUAAAUUACUAUUGCCUCGGAUAAAUGGAUUAGUGGAGAGUGUCUGGGACCCGAUGUCCCUGCAACAGACUACAAAUCUGUCCAACGUCAUCAAGCAGGUCACUGUCGACUAUCCAAUUGAGGCUGCACAGAGCAAAAGUUUGCAGUCACUCAUCUGUUCGAUUAACAAGAGGAUCAUGAAAUCCAUCAACGAUGACCUGUUCAUCCCACUGUAUCCCAAGAGUGUCCUGGAGAACAAGACAUCAGAGUCUACAAUGUUUUUUAAUAGGCAAGUUUAUUCUUGUCUGAAGCUGAUGAAGAGCAUUGUACUUUGGCAGAAUGUCAUUUCAGAUCAGCAACUACAGUCGUUGACGCUAGAUAAGAUACUCAACAGGUACCUUAUGAUUGCAAUGUCCAGUGCACCAGCCAACAUCGAGCUAAUUUCACUCUGCCAAAAGAUAUCCCAGCUGAUACCCCAAGAGUGGUUCACUGAAUACAUGGAGGGCAUUACAUUACCACAACUUGAAAAUUUCUGCAAAUUCAUCGUGACCUGGGCCACUAACCUCAAGGCUCAGAUGAAAUCUAACUCCGACGCUAAAGAGCAGAUAAAGCAGUUGGGUAGGAUCCUCUUGAGACUGCAUGCUGAGGCCCAUGCGACAGCCCUAUCUAAAUUGAUCGGCUUCAAAAUAACAAUCAAUUAAU